Molecule: messenger RNA, 6292 nt
Organism: Homalodisca vitripennis (glassy-winged sharpshooter)
Lineage: Eukaryota; Metazoa; Arthropoda; Insecta; Hemiptera; Cicadellidae
Product: golgin subfamily A member 4-like
Exons: 14
Coding region: 266-5989 (1907 amino acids)
Biological process (GO): Golgi vesicle transport
Cellular component (GO): Golgi apparatus
Molecular function (GO): small GTPase binding
Source: RefSeq, a predicted model, not a curated record
UUGGCCAUGAGGAUGUUCGUGUAAUGUGUCGUCUGUCCGUUGUUGAUCAACUUCUCUCUCAGGCCGUUAUGUUAUUGUGCUGUAGUGGUAAUUGUCAAUUUUAAUUAAUGCAAACCAUUUACGUUAGUUAAUAUCAUAUUUGUAAUAUAUUGUAAUCUGGUAAUAAGUGUGAUGGAAAUUAUAUUUAAUGUGAUACUUUUUUGAUUCCAAUUACUUUAUUGUGAAAUGAGUGAUUUAUUUGAUUUGAAAAACUUUGCUAUUAAAGAUGUUUAAAAAAUUAAAAGAUAAAAUAGCAGAAGAAAUAAAUCAGUCUCCACUAGCACACAUAGCACAGGCAGUUGUUUCUCCCAACAGUAGUUCUGUUUUUGAACCUUCCUCCAGUAAUGACAAGUUUUGUAUUACUGAAGAACAAGAAGGUGAUAUUGAAGAAGAUGAGGUUAAAACCCAGGGAGAGAGGUCAGGAGGUUUCACAUCUGUGGCCCUUACUGGUCAGAUCACCUCACCGUUGAGGGACAAGAAAAUGGGGUUUCGAUCAUCCUCCAGUUCAUUCAAUAUGGAAGCUGAAAAUCUGUUUCCUACGUUUGAUUCACAACCUACAAAUUUCCAUGUUCAGUCGGAUUGGGAGUCAGCUAGCGAGGUGGAGGAUCGGUACAGUCAACUUGAGCACAUUAACAAGGAGAGCCUAUAUGAGGCCUACCGCAAGGUGUACAACCGCUACAAUAGGGUGAAAAACAAGUAUCAGGAACUUGCCACUCACUACCGUCUGCUCGAGAGGGAAAAGGAUAAAGCAAAGAGUGUUUUGGCCGAGACUCAAGACAAAACUUUGAUGAGAAUUGGUGAACUAAAAGAACAGUGUCAGCUGGAACAGCAAGCUAAAGCUCAUCUUGAGGAAGCUCUUCGUAAUGAGCUGGAAGAGCGGGAUCACAUCAUUAAGACUUUAAAAACAAAAGUUCAGUAUUUAAAAGCCGUUAAUGAAGGUACUGUGUCUGAAAACUUGGAUGUUAAAAAAACACAGAAAGCAGAAGGAGAUAAUCUAAUUGACUUCACAGAAAACAUAUGUGUUUCAAAAGUGCCUUUGCCAUCUGAUGCCUCUAAUAAUGAAGAGAGUAUACCUUCAUUAGAAAACCAGUUAGAAAGAUAUAAAAAGUUUUUAUUGGAGAAAACCUCAAAAUUAGAACAGCUGGAAAAAGAAGUAGAGGAAUUGAAGAAGCCAAAGCCUUAUGAAGAAAGAAGUUCACGGUUUGAUAGUGAUGAUAUUAGUUUAGAUCAUCAAAAGUCCAAAGAGGAACUCGAGAUGUACCUGUGUCUUAGAAAUUUUAUUAGUGAACUUGGAGAGGAAGUAAAAGCCAUACAAGAGAACAGAAUAUCUCACUUACCACUGGCAUGUGUAAAUAAACAAGUCAAUCUGCAGUCUAGUGUAGAAGAAGACAUUGAUGAUAAACAUGUGUUUGAAAGUACAGCACAUAUGGAGAAUAGUACCAAAUUAAGUGAGAUUGAACACAACUUAAGUGGUUACGGUGAUGCAACUAACAUUCCUUUUAACAGUAAAUGUUUACAUAAUAUAGCUAAUUGUGAUGAAUUAAAAGAACUGAAAUCCCAAUGUGAAUUACUGAAGCAAAAAUUGGAAGAAGAAGUUGUUUUAACUAAAAACUUAAAGACUGAGUUAAAUUCUGUAAAUGAACUUGUAUGUACUGUUAGAACCAACUUGAAAACAAGCAGAGAAAAUUAUGAAAAUGACAACUUUAAUUUUAAAACAUCUAUACAAACAGAUAGCGAUAUAUUAAGCGAUCUGAAUUUUUGCAUAGACAGUCUUUAUAGUACUAGAAAAGAAUUCAUUGAAUUAGAAAACCUAAAAGUUAAAUUGGAAGAUGAAGUUAGAAACAUCAAAGACAAGUUAAGUUUACUAAAAUCUGAUCAAGCCAUACAAACUGAUUAUGAUUCAGAUAAGAUACAACAUGAAGAAGAAAUGUCCAUAAGUGAAUUAAUGGAUGUAAAUGAUGAACUUAAACAGAAAUUGGAAAUUCUUGAAAAUGAGUAUAGUAAUUUGCAAGAUAAGGAGGUUUCUUUGUCUACAACUGUCAAUGAUCUAACACUAGAAAAUCAAAAACUUCAAAGUAAAAUUGAGAGUUUAAACAUUGCGCUUGAAGGCAUGAAAAAAGACUAUAUUGUACAACAAAUGUCUUCAGAACAAGCUUCUUUGGAUUUUGAUAAAAAUGCAAGUCUCUUAAAAAAUCAAAUUUCCAGUUUAGAAGAAGAAUUAAAGAAUACCAACAUAAAUAAUUCUUUGCAAUUAGAUUCAAAAGAAAAAAAUAUAACCAUUUUAAAGGAAAAUAAUUGUGAAAUUUUACAAAGAAACAGUGUUUUACAGUUAGAAAACGAUAAAUUAAAAAGUGAAUUAGAAAAAAGCAAUGCUGAUAGAAAAAUAUUAUCUGAAGACCAAGAAAAACUUUUGAAUGAAAUGAUCAUAUUAAGGGCACAACAUGAUGACUUAACAAUUGAAAACAAGUCUGUUAGUAAACAAAAUGUUGAAUUUGAAAAUACUGAAGAAAUGACACAACAUGAAGAAAUAUCCAUCAGUGAAUUAAUGGUUGCAAAUGAAGAACUUAAACAGAGAUUGGAAAGUCUAACAAAAGAGUAUGAUGGUUUGCUGGAUAAGGAGGAUUCGUUAUCUACAACUGUGAAUGAUCUAACACUAGAAAAUCAAAAACUUCAAAGUAAAAUUGAGAGUUUAAACAUUUCGCUUGAAGGCCUGAAAAAAGACUAUAUUGUACAACAAACGCGUUUGGAACAAGCUUCUUUAGAUUUUAAUAGAAAUACAAAUCUCUUAAAAGAUCAAAUUUCCAGUUUAGAAGAAGAAUUAAAGAAUACCAUCAUAAAUAAUUCUGUGCAAUUAGACUCAAAAGAAAAAAAUAUAACCAUUUUAAAGGAAAACAAUAGUGAACUUUUAGAAAGAAAUAAUGUUUUACAGGUAGAAAAUAAUAAAUUAAAAAGUGAAUUGGAAGAAAGCAACAGAGAUAGAGAAAUUUUAAUUGAAGAGAAAGAUAAACUCUUAAAUGAAAUGAUUUCAUUAAAGAUGCAAAAUGAUGAAUUAACAAGUGAAAACAAAUCAAUUUGUGAAAAGGUUGUUGAACUUGAAAACUAUAACAAAAAAGCUUGUAAUGAUCUGUUAGUCGCAGCAGAUGAAAAAGAGAAAUCACUACAUGAAUUAAGUUUAUUGAAACAAAAUUAUGAUACUGUGAACUCUGAGAAAAUUAUUCUUACAGGCAAGGUAAGUAAUUUAGAAAAUGAUGCUGAAAAAAUGAAAAAUGACCUUGCCCUUAUACUAGAGGAAAAAGAGAAAUUACUUUGUGAUACAAGUUUAUCAAGAAAAGAAUGUGAUAACAUUAUUACGGAGAAAAAUAUGCUUGAUGAGAAGAUAAAUAAAUUAGAAAAUCAGUGUGAAAAAACAAGCAUAGAACUAGAACUCUCCUUAAAGAAAGUAACACAAUUAACUGAGGAAAUGAGUUCUUUGAGAAAAAAUCAUAAAGAACUUAUUGAAGAAAAUAAAAAUCUACAUAACACAAUUGACAGAGUUAAAAAAGAACUUGAAAGUAACAAAUCCAAAUAUUUGUCUACAUCCGAGGAAAAAAAUAAAAUGUCUGAUGAAAUGCAAUUGUUAAAAAAAGAACAAGAAAGCUUAAUUAUUAUCAAAGAUACCCUCCAAAGCAAAAUUCUAAGUUUAGAAGAUGAACUAAAUGGUACUAAGAAAGAAAUUUUGUCAUCUACAGAAAACAAGAAUAAAUUGAAUAACACAAUACAAGAACUAAAAAAAGAAUGUGAAAUCAAAACUGUUAAAAUGAGUGAAAUUCAGAAAAACUUUGAUAACUUAUUACCUAGGUAUGAAAAACUUCAAAAAGAAAUCACUGAACUAACGGAGGCUAAACUUAAAUUACAUGAUGAACUAGAUAUCCUAAAAAAAGAAUACAGUGAUACUUUUCAGACCUUAAAUGUGACUAAAAAACAACUUGAAGACCAACUAACAUAUAGUGCAGAUUUGGAUAAAAAAUUAAGUGCUUGUUCUGAGACUUUAAAAAGAAAGUGCAAUGAUGUUGAAGAAAAGUGCCUAGAAAAUGCAAGUCUUAGGACUGAUUUAGAAGACUUGUUGAUUAAACUCAAUAACAAAAGUUCAGUGGUUGAAUGUUUAGCUAAAGACAAGGAGCUCUUAAUAAACAAUUUAUUAUUGAGAGUGGACUCAAUGAAAAAUAUUAAAAAUUUACAACAAAAUAUUGCAGUUUUCAUACAACAGUUCAGAGCUGAAAUGAUCAAAGAGUUAAAUGAUGUCAAGUACAAAGUCCAAAAUGAGUUAAUGCACCAUAUAAACAUAAAUUUAGAAAAUGAAGCAUGCACUAAAAAAAUUGCAGAGGCAGAAAAUAAAAGUAAACAAGAUAUUGACUCUUAUAAGAGAAAAAUAAAUUAUCUUCUUAUAGAACUUCAGAACCUUAUUGAUAUGUCAAAUAGUCAAUUAUCUGACAAGGAUAACUCUUUAGAUUCUGUAGAUAGAGUUAGACAUUGUGUGAACUCCAAUAACAAUGUAAUGGAGCAGUGUAAUGGAUCAGAAGAGAACAGCAGUCCGGAAUCAUUGGACACAAAACUAUGUGAACUUAGAAGAAACAUUUUAUUUCAUCAAAAUAGAUGUGACAGCCUGGAAAUUGAAAUAAAUAAAGCUGUGAAUAUUAUAAAGUCUACCAGAAGAGUUUUGAAAGCCAUUCUUGAAGACAAAAUUCUAAGUCCUAUAGUUAAAUUAGAUGGAGAUGGAAUGGAAGUUGAUGAAACAAUAACUAAAAAAAUUCAAGAAGAUGUUUUGGGUAUGGAAUUGUUCUUAAAGAGUCACGAAUCCAAGAAAAGCUAUAAUAAUAAUAAUGCUCCUCAUAAUGCAGAUUUUCCAAAUGGUGUGUUCAUUACCGUGGAGGACACCCUCCAAAACAUAAAUUCACUUACUGUAGACAAAGAGUGCAAGAAAAUGGAAGUUGGCCAAUUACGGCAGGAAAUUAGAAUAAAAGAUGAUAUGAUUAACAAACUGCAACAAGUAAUUUUAGGAAGGGCUGAAGAGGGUGAAAUCGCUUUAAUAGAUAAGUCAACACUUACUUUUACACAACCUACAGUAACUGAUAAUGAAAAAAUUAAUGAAAGACAACUUGUGUUGGAACAUGAAAACAAGUCCUUGUUAGAAAAACUUCAAAAUAUUCAAGAAAAGUAUGAAUUAAAUAUAAAAAGCUUAAUUACAAAAUAUGAGCAGAAAAUUGAAGAGAAAGAAAAACAGAUCAAGACUUCUGAAUUUGAAAUUUUAGGGGCAGAAAAAAGGCACAUAGUAAAUGAAAUGAAAGAACAAAUUGAAAAUCUUCAACAAGAUCUUGAUGAGAGGGGAGAUGCGUUUGAGAAACUGUACGAAGAACAUCAACAGAGUGUAAAAAGCAAAGAAGGUGAAAUACAGCAACUGAGAAGUAAUUACGAGAAGGAGAUGAGAGAACAAGACAAAAAGUGGAGAUCAUGUCUGGAUCGUAGGUUGGCGGAGGAGGAAGCCAGACAUCAGGAGGAGACGGCUGAGCUCACCAGACAGUGGACCAAUCAGAAGAAGGAGUUGGAGACAACCAGUAGGCUAGCAGUAAAAGCUGUUGAAAGUGGUUCAAACAGUAGUGAUAUGAUGCGACGGCAGGUCCAGGCACUCACCCUGCAGCUUACUGAGCUUCAGAGCCACAGGUGUGAAACGUGCGACCAUCAGAGGGCGAUCGCAAGUAAACGCCUGAGGUCUAUCACGUCAAAAUACAGUCAAGACUGCACCGAAAUGGAGUAUCUGAGGAAUAUAUUGUACGAGUAUAUGAUGGGAAAAGAGCCGAUGGUUUUAGCUAGAGUGUUGUGUGCUCUGAUGAAGUUUGAUGAAAACCAAACCAGAGAUAUUGUUCUCAAAGAGAAACAGAAAGUAACAGUUUUCGGACAGCUGGGUAUCCUGUGAUAACUUCCGAUGCUCUGCUUCUUGUUGAAACUGCUUCAUGUUAACCUAUUUUUGUCAUGUUACUCACUGUAUCUUUGAUAGGAAUUUGUAUGAUAUUUAUUGUAUACUGUAUUUAUAUUUAAAUAUUGUACUUUAUACACUAUGUAAUCAGUGAUGAGAGUCUGUAUAAUUUUUAACACCAUGUAUAACAUGUAUUUACUUAUACACCUAUUUAUGUAUAUUUUUUUGAGAUGUUACUUACCAUUUAAAUUUAAAAAAUUAAUUUGUAUUUAUUAUCAUAUCUUAUUAAAAUGUUGAACUAAA